CUCCCUUAUUUCUCUUCGUGCUGGUUUGGAUGCUUGUAGUAUGUAUGAGAAGUUAACUAUGCUGAACCUGCAGAGUGGCUCAAACUGGAGUGGGCCUAACAGCUGGUACCAUGACCACACUGGCGUUCAGACACAACACAGCACAGUGUCUGAAGGCUGUCUGCUGGACACGGAGGGCAGCAUUGGGAGAGAGGCAGGGGUAGGAGGAGUGGGCAGAGGGGGCGGAGUCCCUGUGGAGCGGGAUGAGGGUGAGGAGUCUCAGCUGAGGCUGCAGCUCAAGAGAAAGCUGCAGAGGAACAGGACCAGCUUCACACAGGAGCAAAUUGAGGCACUGGAGAAAGAGUUUGAAAGGACACAUUACCCAGAUGUUUUCGCAAGAGAAAGGCUGGCAAACAAGAUCGAUCUACCAGAGGCCAGGAUACAGGUGUGGUUUUCAAACCGAAGAGCCAAGUGGAGGCGCGAGGAGAAGCUGCGCAAUCAGAGGAGGUCAGGGGUUGUGACUUCCUGUUCACAGAACCAAGCCCCGCUGACGACUUCCUUCAACACAUCUGUCUAUCAUCAGCAGCACGGCAGCACUUCAGGAUCCAUGUUGAAUCAAGCUGAGUCGUCCCUGCCCUGUUACAGCUCCCUGUCAGUGUUCUCAUCGGGAGUCCAGUCUAUUCCUCCCCAGUCAGCCUCUUCCUACACCUGCAUGUUACCUCCAUCCCCCUCUGCCCCGCGCAGCUUUGACUCAUCGGCAUACUCCUCCCCUCAUCUGCAGACUCCACCCUCAGCCAACUCCAACACCGGGCUCAUAUCACCUGGUGUUUCAGUCCCGGUCCAGGUCCCAGGAACUGAGCAGCAGAGCAUUGGUCAGUACUGGGCCAGAUUACAGUGAACAACAGACAAUCCUGCCAACUGGAAAAACAAAAGAAGAAGGAAUUUUUGUUAAAAGGGGGGUGGGGGGUGUCAUGUAAAAAAGUGUCAAGAAAACAAUUUUUGGGACACAUGGGUUUUAAGGAACGACGGGACUGAGUUAUAGAGGGGGUCUUGAUGAGUUACAGACCCCAAAAUGCA
This is a messenger RNA of Monopterus albus (swamp eel), 1056 nucleotides long. RefSeq names its product paired box 10 (gene pax10). The transcript is spliced from 7 exons. Gene Ontology annotation, biological process: regulation of transcription by RNA polymerase II. Bases 41 to 877 code for a protein of 278 amino acids. Gene Ontology annotation, molecular function: DNA-binding transcription factor activity, RNA polymerase II-specific; RNA polymerase II transcription regulatory region sequence-specific DNA binding. The record is from RefSeq and is a predicted model, not a curated record. Lineage: Eukaryota; Metazoa; Chordata; Actinopteri; Synbranchiformes; Synbranchidae.